CGAUGGCUUGGCUAACAGCGACACAUUUCUUCAUCUUCCUCGUGUGUCCGCAUCAAUAUUUGUAAUUUCUGACCAACAACCUGUCAGUAACACAGGGCCAAGGUGAACUGUAACAUACUGCAGGUAUCAAAGUUCAGGUGAUUUCUCGUCCAACUCUUGCCUCAGAGGCUCAGAGUUGGGUGUGAACAUGCAAGCCAAGUGUUUCCUGAAGGCCCUGGUGUGCCUGUCAAUCUACUUUGCUGUCUUAUUCAUCACGUGUUUCAAGCAUCUGGGAAAAUCAUGGCAAACGAGCUUUAUUUCUGAAGGAAGAAACGCCUGGUGGUGGUCUUCCGUUGCGAGAAAUUCCUACACAGGAGAGCUGGUCAUGAACAGACAGGAUGCUGGGAUGGAGGACGGGUUAGAGGUUGCGGGACAAAGUUUCCAGAAUACAAGUGACUUUGCUUGUGAAGUGGGACAUCGGAGAGAUAUUAUCAAUGAUGGGAUUAGUGCAGGGAGCAGGCGAGAUGCGAGUAAAAUAUGUGUAGGUAAGGGAGAUAAUUGCACAGGCAGAAAGGAUAAUUGCAACACUAAGGGAGGCAAUGACAUAGCUUCUCGAGUCGAGCUGGCAGAUGAAGGAACGCUGAGCAGAAGGGCAAGUCGAGAUGAAGGCGAUUUUCAGUGGGUAGACGCCGAUGGAGGUCUACGAGUCUACGCUGCCCACUACGACGACGUGCGAGUGCCCCCUGUCGUGGUGGUGGUGGCCAUCCGGUCGGAGGCGUUCGAUCCCGCCCACGGUGUCAUCUGUCACUUCACCAACAAUGCGGACCAGGAUGAAGCAUGGGAGGCAAAGACGUCUGGACAGCUAGUGGACCUUCCAGGGGCAGGCAACAAAUUAUAUCUUGCUGUUUACAUCAUCUGCCCCAUUCCGGAAGUGACAUCACGUCCAAAGCAUCUUUCGAUCAUCCUGCACUUCAACAAUCUUCCCAACAGUCUGACAGUGACGUACCCUGCCGCAGGCCCGCCUGCCCACCAGGUGGCGCUGUGCGUUCCGCCCGUGCACAGCGGCUACGACAUCUGGCGGCAGACGGUCGAGACGUUCGAGCUGCUGCAGCUGCUGGGCGUCAGCCUGGCGCACGUGUACGUGGCACAAGCAGGCGUCAACCUCACGCGCGUCUUUCAGCACUACGCAGCACUCGGCUUCCUGCGGCUGUAUUCCUGGCGCAGACCUCCAGCUCCCAUCCACACCUUUGGCCAUCUAGCGGCCAUUCACGACUGCCUGCUGCGCAUGCGUCAUGUGGCUCACUACGUGGCCUUCGCGGAUCUCGACGAGACCAUCAUCCCGCGCGUGCACGCCACGUGGCCCGAGAUGCUGCGAGACGUGCGGGGGCAGCAGGAAGAGAAGGGACAGCGCGUGGGAGCGUUCUUGUUUCAGAAUGCGUUCUUCCACGCCGUCCCCAAGGCUACCAACGAGCGGCCCACACCCAGGAGAUGGAGGAACAGGCGCAAUGUCAGAUCCCCGCUCAUCAACCGGCAGACGAAGAAAGCCCAAGGCCUGGGGCUGGUCAUCGCUACCAGGCUGCAUCGAGGCAAGAUUUGGCCCGUGAACAAGAGAAGCAAAGCGAUCGUGGAUCCCUUGAAGGUGCAUUACCUGUUCAUCCACUACCCAGUCCUGCUGGUGGAGAACUUCUCCAUCGUCACCGUGCCCCACGACCUCGGCCUGCUGCACCACUACAGGAGCAAGUGGGGCAGGGGCCGGGAGGAGACCACGUGGGACAAUGGAGCGCUGCGAUUCGUCGGACCGCUGACCGAACGAGUCUUAAGGACUCUGCGAAACCUGUUUCACUGAAGCGCUUGGUCUUGACUGAGUGUUUUAUCGGAGUUGAGAAAUAAGUCCUUGCUAACAUGGUCAGAAACAUCAUUUCUACAAGCGCUUUUUUUUUUCUUGGGGUUUUUUGUUGUUGUUGUUGUUGUUGUUGUUGUUUUUGUUUCUCGUCCUCUUUUUUUUUCUUUUUUUAAAAAAAAAUUUUCAGUUUGCUUUUCUCUUUUUUUCCUUUUUGCUUUUUUUUAUUGUUUUGUGCGAAUCAUGUGUGAAUCACACACAGAAUGUUUCUAUCACAGAAUAGCGAGUGCUUUAGCUUUACAUUUACACGAAAGAUCUGCUGCUGCAAACAACUUUUAUUGAUUAAUUUUCAUUAUGUGAUCAACUCGAAAUUUAAAAUGAGGCGAAGAUUAACUUAAUCGAAUGUAAAACGUAAAUAAUAAUAAAAAUGAAAUGAAACGUGUAAGCAUCCCGUCUCGUUUUCUCUCUAUUUAUCUCUUUCUCUCUGUCUUUGGUGAGCGCUGGCCGGAGCAUGGUGAACACGAAUAGUGUUUCCACCGAGAAUGUUUGUCUCUUAAUAGUUGAAUUACUUUUUUUUCUGGCUCGGUCAAAAAUGCCUCGUCGAGCUUGUAGCAAAAGAAAAGAGAGAGUGGGGGGGGGGAGGAAGAAAAUAUAAAGUAACGUGUUCUCCCGACAAAAUAGAAUUUUUUUUUCACCUGCUCUUAUGUCGAUUUGUCACAAUACUAGGGCCAUAUUUCCACUUCCGUUUCCUUUGGACUACCUCUUCAACCUUCUCACUUCCAUGGUAAUGGCGCAGAACAGGAAAGAGGGAAAAAAACCUUGCCAGCUUGUUCAGGAUGUCACCUGACCUC
Molecule: messenger RNA, 2670 nt
Organism: Pomacea canaliculata
Lineage: Eukaryota; Metazoa; Mollusca; Gastropoda; Architaenioglossa; Ampullariidae
Exons: 3
Coding region: 188-1825 (545 amino acids)
Source: RefSeq, a predicted model, not a curated record